AUGCGUGUUCUGAAAGCCCGUGCAGCGCUUCUAUCUGACUAUGAAGUCCUGCAGCUCAUACGCGAGAACGAGGCUGAGCAGCGCAAUGAUGCGCGAAAUCGGAAAGAGCAGUUAGACACUGAUAUGGACGUGCCGUCGAAUUUGCGUACGAUGCAAUUUGAGAUGAUUUCUGCCCUCUCACAACCAUAUAGGCCGUGUGCAUUCCAACGUGCCGAGCAAAUCCGUGCGUUCCUCGACGAUUUAAAUGCGCGUGGCUACGUGAUUCCUGACGACCGAGUUCUGGCAGGCGAGCCUGGACUGACGAAAACUGAGCGACUACAGCUGGUGAAUCAUGCUCCCUCCAGUGUGGUAGAGCUACAUACGCUCGUGGAAGAGCUCGGUCAGCGGAUGAAUGAUGACCAGAUCGCAGAGAUCCUGCAAUGCGUGACGACAAAUCUUCCAAUCACCGACGCAGCAGUCACUAUGGCUGAUUCUGCAGUGACAGAGACCGAUGCCGAUACUGGUGCUGGCGCCGCAUCACAUCAAAUGGAAGAAGAGUCACAUGCCAUUGACGAAGACAUGACUAUGAAUGAAGCAGAGAUGGAAGCAGCAGAAGACGCUUUUCCUGAGGAGGAAUUUGAGCACGAAGAACCAGGUGCUGGAAUGGAUCAAGACGGUGGUGAAGACGACUGA
Malassezia globosa CBS 7966 is the source of this 672-nucleotide messenger RNA. RefSeq lists its product as uncharacterized. The coding region runs from base 1 to 672 and encodes 223 amino acids. NCBI's taxonomy places the organism in Eukaryota, Fungi, Basidiomycota, Malasseziomycetes, Malasseziales, Malasseziaceae. Gene Ontology annotation, molecular function: nucleotide binding. Gene Ontology annotation, cellular component: RNA polymerase III complex. The transcript has a single exon. The record is from RefSeq and is a predicted model, not a curated record. Gene Ontology annotation, biological process: transcription initiation at RNA polymerase III promoter.